Messenger RNA from Lepisosteus oculatus (spotted gar), 3120 nucleotides. It is a transcript of the gene npepl1, whose product is annotated as aminopeptidase like 1. Gene Ontology annotation, molecular function: metalloaminopeptidase activity; manganese ion binding. Gene Ontology annotation, cellular component: cytoplasm. NCBI's taxonomy places the organism in Eukaryota, Metazoa, Chordata, Actinopteri, Semionotiformes, Lepisosteidae. Gene Ontology annotation, biological process: proteolysis. The record is from RefSeq and is a predicted model, not a curated record.
AUUAUCUGGAGAGAAUCCUGCUGCGGGGGCAUUUUAUAUUUUCAGGAUCUCUAAACCCAGAUUGCUCGAGCGGUGUGUUACAACUCAUUCUAUCCUUAUCGCUGUCCUGUGUGCCUCCCGUCCGCCCUUCUGUCUGUUGUCGGGAUUAUGCCUGGGAGGGCCUGCGGCUCCUGUUCCAGGCGAGCGCCUGACACCCUCCCACCUCCCCAACAUGGCCGCCGGCCGGAUGUCGGGUGGAAGGCCCCUAUCGCGCCUCUAGGAGCGGCGGCAGGCGGCUCGCGCUCGCGAGAGAGGGGCACCCUGGGACGGGGGAAGAGACCCGAGCGGAGGUCACGACGCAGCGCCCUCCUGCCUCCUCCUCCCGUCUCGGCGCAAAGAUGGCGAACGUCGUGCUGGAGUUCAAGGCGGCAGCGGGCGACUCGGAGCCCCAGAGCCGCCCGGUGUUGGUCGUGGGCCGGCUGGCCAACCUGCAGCAGGUUACCUGGGCUGAGGUGAAGGGGAAGCUGCAGCCCACCGUCUCCAAAGAGACCUGGCAGUCGGCUCUCAGCGCCUUGAACCCCAACCCCACGGACAGCUGCCCGCUGUACCUGAGCUACGCCAGCGUGGCGGCCCUGCCCUCCCGAGUCAGCCGGCACAACAGCCCCUCUGCCGCCCACUUCCUCACCCGCCUGGUGCGCAGCUGCCUGCCGGGGGGCGCCAGUCGCUGCAUCGUGGUGGUGUGCGAGCGCUCGGAGGUGUUCGCCUCGGCCUGCGCCGUCGCCCGCGCCUUCCCUCUCUUCUCGCGCCGCUCCAGCGCCUCCCGCAGGGCGGACAAGCGGCUGGUGGUCGUGGAGUUCGUGACGGUGGGCGAGGACAACGGGCCGCUGGAUCUGGGCACCCUGGAGUGCCUGUCCAGCACGGCGGACGGCGUGCGGCUGGCCGCGCGCAUCGUGGACACGCCCUGCAACGAGAUGAACACGGAUCACUUCCUGGAGGAGAUCAAGGCAGUCGGUAAUGAGCUGCGGAUCGUUCCUGUGAUCAUCCGCGGAGAGGAGCUCAGAGAGAAGGGAUUCGGAGGGAUCUACGGCGUGGGGAAGGCGGCUGAGUACCCCCCUGCCCUGGCAGUUCUCUCUCACACUCCAGAGGGCGCCACACAGACCAUCGCCUGGGUGGGGAAGGGGAUCGUCUAUGACACGGGCGGCCUCAGCAUCAAGGGAAAGACCACCAUGCCGGGGAUGAAGAGGGACUGUGGGGGUGCUGCUGCUGUUCUGGGAGCCUUCAGAGCAGCUGUGAAACAGGGCUUCAAGGACAACCUGCACGCAGUGUUCUGCCUGGCGGAGAACUCGGUGGGCCCGAACGCCACGCGACCCGAUGACAUCCACACCCUCUACUCCGGAAAGACGGUGGAGAUCAACAACACGGACGCGGAGGGCCGGCUGGUGCUGUCGGACGGCGUUGCCUACGCCAGCAGGGACCUGGCGGCGGACAUCAUCCUGGACAUGGCCACGCUCACGGGGGCGCAGGGGAUCUCCACGGGCAAGUACCACGCGGCGGUGAUGACGAACAGCGAGGAGUGGGAGGCGGCGUGCGUGCGGGCCGGCCGCAGCAGUGGGGACCUGGCCCAUCCGCUGGUCUACUGCCCCGAGCUGCACUUCAGCGAGUUCACCUCCGCCGUGGCCGACAUGAAGAACUCCGUCGCGGACCGCGAGAACGCGCAGAGCUCCUGCGCAGGCCUGUUUAUCGGCUCGCACCUGGGCUUCGACUGGCCCGGGGUCUGGGUCCAUGUGGACAUUGCGUCCCCAGUGCAUGCGGGAGAGCGUGCCACCGGGUUCGGCGUCGCCCUGCUUCUGGCCCUGUUUGGGCAGGCCUCCGAAGACCCCCUGCUCAACCUGGUGUCCCCCCUGGGCGGCCAGGACAGGGGCCGGCCUGAGCAGAUGGAGCGCGACUGCAAGAGGAGGAGGCUGGUUUAACCGCACCCCAGCAGCAGCAGGCAGAGCCCCGCUCCCCCCCCCCGAGCACACUGCGGGAGCCCCACCCUACUAACUUGCACUGAUCGGUCUCUUCGCAGAACCUUCGCACAUCCAGACUGAAAUCUACAGACACCUAAAUAAUCCUGUCGCUUUUGAUUCUUCUUUCGUUUUCCAAGCCAGGGAUGGGCAGCUUCAGUCCUUGAGAUCUUGGGACUCAGGAGAAGCAGAGACUCCUGUGGGUUUUAGGUCUUAACCAGUUGCAGAACCUUGAAGACCCGGGGUUGCCCAUCCAUGAUGUCCUGUGGGCAAUAUUUGUUUAUUUGUCGAAUGUGAAGUUUCACUGGGUGUGGUCCACAAAGGGAGGAAUGUGAUUAUCCCUUGUGUCUAGGACACACUGUAAAUGUAUAUUGGGCCAGUCUCUUGCAAGCUGCUGCACUGCUUUAAAAAGAUAUUCAAUAACCACCAGUAAAUGUGCAGUAUAGCCAAAAUAUAGCAGGUCUCCAACUUUUGUCCUGGAGAAAUCCAUUUCUUCAGCUCUUUGUAGGUGUCUUCAGGUUGCUGACUAAAGGUCACUUCAAACCUGAGCAAUUAAGCCAAUGAAAUAAGUGGUUCAGUUGAGAAUUUGAGAAUUACAUCUUCAUUGAAAACCAUGACGGUUUUAAAUUUCCAGGACUAGGGAUUUGCAAAACAUCUUGCUAUAAGUAAGUCCAAUUUUAAAACAUCGAAUCGCAAACAAAUUGAUAAGUGGUUUGGCUUUGUUUUGUAUUUCCUGUGGUCUAAGGAUCUGUGCUGGUGGAAGUCUGUAGUGACUUAGUAAGAACCACAGACUGCUUCCUUUCCUGCAAUGAGCAGCAAUUUCCCACUAGUGCUGAGGGCUUAGGAAAAGGACCCUGUCGGUCAACGUAACAUCUGUUGCAAAAUGCUUCUUUUGUAUUAAAUUUGUUCAGACCAGACGUACUGUCAUGCUUCACUUACCCAAAGAGCAUCUCUUUGAAACACUGAUGCCAAAUCCAAUCAUUAAAGAAAAGUAAAUGGAAAAAUAGAGCUGUAUCCUCUUUUUUUUGUUUCUGAUGCACAAGAUACAGAAGAAAGGUUCAUGUUGCAUAUGACAUACUCUGUGAUCACUGCAAAGUAGGACUUUGGUAAUAAAAUUUGUAAAAUUUGGAAAUCA